GGCGGCGCGGGCCGGCCGGCCGGGUUGUGCACCUGCGCCUCGGCGGGCCGCCUGGGGCAGCGUCCCCGGCCCGCCGGCCCCGCCAUGGCCAGGCCGCAGAGGGCUCCGGCGCGCAGCCCCGACAGCAUCGUCGAGGUGAAGAGCAAAUUUGAUGCCGAGUUCCGACGCUUCGCGCUGCCCCGCGCUUCGGUGAACGGCUUCCAAGAGUUCUCCCGGUUGCUGCGUGCGGUGCACCAGAUCCCAGGUCUGGACGUGCUGCUCGGCUACACGGAUGCUCACGGCGACCUACUGCCCCUCACCAACGACGACAGCCUGCACCGGGCCCUGGCCAGUGGGCCCCCACCGCUACGCCUGCUGGUGCAGAAGCGGGCAGCUGACUCCAGCAGCCUGGCUUUUGCUUCCAACUCUCUGCAGCGGCGCAAGAAAGGGCUCCUACUUCGGCCAGUGGCACCCCUGCGCACCCGGCCACCCCUGCUAAUCAGCCUGCCCCAAGAUUUCCGCCAGGUUUCUUCAGUCAUAGAUGUGGACCUACUGCCUGAGACCCACCGACGGGUGCGCCUGCACAAGCAUGGUUCUGACCGCCCUCUGGGCUUCUAUAUCCGAGAUGGGAUGAGCGUUCGUGUGGCUCCCCAGGGCCUAGAGCGCGUGCCAGGCAUCUUCAUCUCCCGCCUGGUACGAGGGGGCCUGGCUGAGAGUACGGGGCUGCUGGCUGUCAGUGAUGAAAUCCUCGAGGUCAACGGCAUAGAGGUGGCUGGAAAGACCUUGGACCAAGUGACAGAUAUGAUGGUCGCCAACAGCCACAACCUUAUUGUCACUGUCAAGCCAGCCAACCAGCGCAAUAAUGUGGUGCGUGGGGCAUCUGGGCGUCUGACGGGGUCUCGCUCUGCUGGGCCUGGGCCUGUUGAGCCUGAUAGUGAUGACGACAGCCGCGAUCUGGUCAUUGAGAACCGCCAGCCUCCCUGUUCCAAUGGGCUGUCUCAAGGGCCUUCCUGCUGGGACCUGCAUCCGGGCCGCCUACUUCCUGAUGCCCGCAGCUCUCUGCCGUCCCUGGAUGAUCAGGAGCAGGCCAGCCCUGGUUGGGGGAGCAGCAUGCGAGGGGAUGGUAGUGGCUUCAGCCUCUGACAGGCACGAAGGCAGCCCUUGCCACUCCAGGCUGCUGGGACAUGGCAGGGACUUGCCCAGGGGGGGCUUUCCAGCUCGCUACAGGACCCUUUCAGUCUGGGGAACAUUAAAGAUUUUCUACAAAU
Messenger RNA from Talpa occidentalis (Iberian mole), 1247 nucleotides. It is a transcript of the gene PARD6A, whose product is annotated as par-6 family cell polarity regulator alpha. The record is from RefSeq and is a predicted model, not a curated record. Gene Ontology annotation, biological process: regulation of cellular localization; establishment or maintenance of cell polarity; centrosome cycle. NCBI's taxonomy places the organism in Eukaryota, Metazoa, Chordata, Mammalia, Eulipotyphla, Talpidae. Gene Ontology annotation, molecular function: protein kinase C binding. Gene Ontology annotation, cellular component: cell cortex; apical plasma membrane; nucleus. Bases 85 to 1122 code for a protein of 345 amino acids. The transcript has 3 exons.